AUGGCUUCAUCCAACAAAUCCAGUGCAGCAAAACACUGCAAACUCCUCAUAAUUUCAAGCCUAGCUAUAUUCUCAAUAUUCACAAUCUCCCUCCCAAAUCACCUAAUCAAUCCCAAUUUCCUUUUCACCAUUCACAAAAAAUCCCCUCAACCAACUCCUCCCACAAAUCUCAGCCACCUCGCCUUCGGAAUCUUAGCUUCCGAAGGCGGCUGGCACUUCCGCAGAAGCUACAUCGAGUCGUGGUGGAGGCCGAACGAGACACGCGGCCACGUGUACUUGGACUCACCCCCCACGGGAGACCUCCUCCCGUGGCCGGCCCGGUCCCCACCCUUUAAAGUGUCGGACAACCUCACCGAGCUGUCGAAAGAGGCGAGGGCCGUGGCCCCGAUGGCGGUGAGGAUCGUCCACGGGAUAAAGGAGGUGGUGAGAGACGUGGGCGGAGACGACGGGAGUGUGAGGUGGGUGGUGAUCGGAGACGAUGACUCGAUAUUUUUUGUGGAGAAUUUGGUGGAAGUGGUGGCGAGAUAUGAUCACACGAAGCACUACUACGUGGGCGCGGCGUCGGAGUUUUACAUGUCGAAUGUUUGGUUCUCGUUUAAUCAAGGGUUUGGUGGGGCUGGGAUUGUGUUGAGCUUUCCUCUUGCAAAGGCGUUGGCUGAUGAUAUGGACAAUUGUAUUAAGAGACAUGCGCCGUUUUUUAUUACCGCUGAUAUCAUAAUUAACGCUUGUAUUGGUGAUCUUGGAGUUGAUCUCUCCCCUGAAUAUGGACUUCAUCAGGUAACCCGUUUUGAUCAAAUACGAAGUAUUUGUGAUAUAUAG
Molecule: messenger RNA, 819 nt
Organism: Salvia splendens (bonfire salvia)
Lineage: Eukaryota; Viridiplantae; Streptophyta; Magnoliopsida; Lamiales; Lamiaceae
Exons: 1
Coding region: 1-819 (272 amino acids)
Source: RefSeq, a predicted model, not a curated record